Messenger RNA from Helianthus annuus (common sunflower), 2276 nucleotides. RefSeq names its product prolycopene isomerase, chloroplastic. Lineage: Eukaryota; Viridiplantae; Streptophyta; Magnoliopsida; Asterales; Asteraceae. Gene Ontology annotation, biological process: carotenoid biosynthetic process. Bases 185 to 2155 code for a protein of 656 amino acids. The transcript has 13 exons. Gene Ontology annotation, molecular function: oxidoreductase activity; carotenoid isomerase activity. The record is from RefSeq and is a predicted model, not a curated record.
CCAUAAAGUGUACUCUUAAUACUUCAAAGAUUCCAACUUUGGCGACAUUUUGGUAUUUUGUCUCAUCUCCUUACCGGAUCAAUAUGUAUUUUGUUGGAAUCAUCAUCAUCCAAUGCCACUAAUCCCAAACCACCCAACCAAUUGCCUCUAAAAUUGCACUUUUGUCUUCAACCCACCUUCAAAAAUGCUUUCAAAUACUCAAUUGGGUAGUUUCACCAACUUCAAAACAAGAAAGAUGAGUAUGAGGCUUCCAAAUUCUCAAUCUUUUCUUGAUUUUAAGGAUACCCAGUUGGGGAAUUCACUCAAUUCAGGGUUUCUUGAUGAACCCAGAUGCAUAAAGCAGGUAAUUUCUUGUUUGGCACCCUUAAAAACCCUAACUUGCACUGUUCUUGAUGGACCCAGAUGGUCAAAAGACUCAAAACAGAGUCUUUCUUGUUCCAGACCCUUGAAGUUUAAAAAUUACAGUAAUCAGGAGGUGGGUUUGUUUAGAACAGUUGAAAGGAAUAAGAAUUUGUUGUCUGUUAGGGUUAAAUCAGUGAUGGAUGUUAGUAAAGUAGUGGAGAAAGAUGAGGUGGUAGAGGGGAGGAAUAAGGGUGGUUAUGAUGCAAUUGUGAUUGGUUCUGGGAUUGGCGGGUUGGUGGCGGCGACACAAUUGGCGGUGAAGGGGGCGAAGGUGUUGGUGCUUGAGAAGUAUGUGAUUCCUGGUGGGAGUUCAGGGUUUUAUGAGAGAGAUGGGUAUACUUUUGAUGUUGGUUCUUCUGUGAUGUUUGGGUUCAGUGAUAAGGGAAAUUUAAAUUUAAUAACUCAAGCAUUGGCGGCGGUGGGGUGUAAAAUGGAGGUGAUACCCGAUCCAACCACUGUUCAUUUUCAUCUACCGAAUAACCUUUCUGUUCAAGUACACAGAGAAUACGACGAUUUCAUUUCCGAACUCACAAGUAAAUUCCCACACGAAAAAGAAGGAAUUCUCAAAUUCUACAACGAAUGUUGGAAGAUUUUUAACGCGUUGAAUUCGUUGGAACUCAAGUCCCUUGAAGAACCUUUAUACCUCUUUGGUCAGUUUUUUAAAAAGCCUGCCGAAUGCUUGACGUUAGCUUAUUAUUUGCCACAAAACGCGGGAGCCAUUGCUCGCAAUUACAUAAAAGAUCCUGAAGUGCUCUCAUUCAUAGAUGCGGAGUGUUUCAUUGUGAGCACGGUUAAUGCUUUACAAACACCCAUGAUUAAUGCAAGCAUGGUUUUAUGUGAUCGGCAUUUUGGGGGCAUUAAUUACCCUGUUGGUGGGGUCGGAGAGAUUGCAAAGUCUUUGACAAAAGGUUUAGUUGACCAAGGAAGUGAAAUACUUUACAGGGCAAAUGUCACAAGUAUUAUCGUUGACAACGGGAAGGCAGUAGGAGUGAAAUUAUCAGAUGGAAGAGAAUUCUUUGCCAAAACCAUAAUCUCAAAUGCUACAAGAUGGGAUACUUUCGGCAAACUUUUGAAAAAGCAGGAUCUGCCAAAAGAAGAAGAAAAAUUUCAAAAAAUUUACGUAAAAGCCCCUUCUUUUCUUUCUAUUCACAUGGGGGUCAAAGCCGAGGUUUUGCCACCGGAUACGGAUUGCCAUCAUUUUGUUCUUGAGGAUGAUUGGAAAAACUUAGAGGAGCCUUAUGGGAGUAUAUUUUUGAGCAUCCCAACUAUGCUUGAUUCAUCUUUGGCUCCAAAAGGACGCCAUAUUCUUCACAUAUUUACAACUUCCUCCAUAGAAGAUUGGCAGGGGCUUUCGACAAAAGAUUAUGAGAUAAAGAAGGAGCUUGUUGCCGACAAAAUAAUUAGCAGACUGGAAAAUAAACUAUUUCCGGGCCUCAAAGCGUCCAUCGAAUUUAAAGAGGUGGGCACCCCAAAGACACACAGACGGUAUCUCGCCCGUGAUAGCGGUACAUACGGGCCCAUGCCACGUAGCGUACCUAAGGGGUUGUUGGGAAUGCCUUUUAAUACCACUGCUAUAAGUGGUCUAUAUUGUGUGGGUGAUAGUUGCUUUCCAGGACAAGGUGUUAUAGCCGUUGCUUUCUCCGGUGUAAUGUGUGCACAUCGAGUAGCUGCAGAUGUUGGACUUGAAAAGAGGUCACCAGUAUUAGACGCCGGGCUCCUUGGACUUCUGGGUUGGUUGAGGUCGUUAGCGUAACACGCUUUCUAAAUGUAAUCAUGCAAAAUAUCUGUGUAUACGUUCAUAUCGAGGAUCACUACUUUUUUUUCCCUACGGUUUAAAAUACGUAUUACUGAAUAUAUAAGGAUUAUUUUUGAUA